This is a messenger RNA of Cylas formicarius (sweet potato weevil), 3434 nucleotides long. RefSeq names its product LIM/homeobox protein Lhx3 (gene Lim3). Bases 215 to 1432 code for a protein of 405 amino acids. The record is from RefSeq and is a predicted model, not a curated record. Gene Ontology annotation, biological process: neuron differentiation; regulation of transcription by RNA polymerase II. Gene Ontology annotation, cellular component: nucleus. The transcript has 7 exons. Gene Ontology annotation, molecular function: RNA polymerase II transcription regulatory region sequence-specific DNA binding; DNA-binding transcription factor activity, RNA polymerase II-specific. NCBI's taxonomy places the organism in Eukaryota, Metazoa, Arthropoda, Insecta, Coleoptera, Brentidae.
GGCAGUGAAUCUGGGGAGAAACGUCGGGGUGAACACUUUUAGUGAAAUUAAAGAGGCCCCGGGCAAAUUGAAAAAUAUAACCCGGCCGAUGGGGACGACGUUCGGAUAACCGCGCGCGUUUUCGCCCAGUGAUUUCGUCCGGUCGCGGUUUUCCAACUCGAAAUGAUGACGCCUAUUACGGAAAAAUCAAAGGAUAACUGAUGUCAAUGUCGAAAUGUCAAUUUUGGACCAGACGAGGACGACGUUGCCACAUAUUCCCGUGUUGCCUCCGCCGGGUCUGAUGACUCCGCAUUCGGUGGAAGGUCCGCCAAACUCGGAGGUUUUGCUGGCGCUCCUCGCAAGGAACAAGACGCUGGAAGCGACAAUUCCAAAAUGCGGCGGCUGCCACGAACUGAUCUUAGAUAGGUUUAUACUCAAAGUGGCGGACAGGACCUGGCACUCCAAGUGCCUCCAGUGCAGCGACUGCCGCGUCCAGCUCACCGACAAGUGUUUCGCCCGAAACGGACAGCUCUACUGCAAGGACGACUUUUUUAAUGGGUGCAGGCGGUUCGGCACAAAGUGCGCGGGAUGCGAACUGGGCAUACCGCCCACGCAGGUGGUGCGCAGGGCGCAGGACAACGUCUACCACCUCCAGUGCUUCGCCUGCGUGAUGUGCGCGAGGCAGCUCAACACGGGAGACGAGUUUUACCUCAUGGAAGACCGGAAAUUGGUCUGCAAGCCCGACUACGAGACCGCCAAGUCGAAAGCGGCGGAGUGUCUGGACGGGGAUCAGCCGAAUAAAAGGCCCCGCACCACGAUAACGGCUAAACAGUUGGAAACGCUGAAAAACGCGUACAACAACAGCCCGAAACCGGCCCGCCACGUCCGCGAACAGCUCAGCCAGGACACCGGUCUGGACAUGAGGGUGGUCCAAGUGUGGUUCCAAAACAGAAGGGCAAAAGAGAAAAGACUCAAAAAGGACGCCGGCAGGACGAGAUGGAGCCAGUACUUUAGGUCGAUGAAGGGUGGGUCGUCGCCGCGGCACGACAAGCUUCUCGACAAAGACGACAUGAAAGUCGACCUCGAUAGCUUCAACCAUCACGAUCUAAGCGACGACAGUUACGGUACCGUGGUCAACAUGAGCAUGGACCAGGAAGGCUCGUCGCCGCACAGCGUCAUCGGGAGACCCAUGUUCCUCCACGGGGCCACCUCCCCCUCGUACCUGGCGGCUCACACGCCGCCCCACGGCCACGACCACAUGCCUUACCCCGAUCAGUUGGCGGUCUACGGCCUCGGGCAGGGACCGCCCCCGGGGAUAGGUCUGGGCCACGCCCCCGUCCCUCCGGGCGGACCCGAUUCCGAGAUGAGCAACGACAGCAGCCCCAGGGGAUACCCGGACUUUCCUCCCAGUCCCGACUCGUGGCUGGGAGAGCCGUCCAACGCGCAUUACUGACCCGACGUGGUGGGGGGAAGGGACGUGGCGCGAUUCUCGCCGACUCGGAAAAAUUCGUUCCGGUCCGUUUGAAACCUAAAGGUGCCCACUCACGCCCAGAGGUGACGGAAAUGUUUCAAAAACGACGCCCUUUUAAGCCCAGAUAGCACGCCAUAUCAAAAUACAAAAGUUUUUUGUGUUUAUAGGAACUUUAAGCUUUCAAAUCGUACAGAAUGUCUCGGUCGCUCGAUAUCGACUAAACUAUUUUAAUGAUUUACGUCACUUGGCCUAGUAUUAUUUGCGAAGGAACUGUACGCUUACACGAGACUCGUGAUUUCUAGAGUUUUAAUCGUUAAGGAUAUUGUAAUUUCAUAAAAUUAUUCCCUCUCUUCAUACUCGUCCCUGUUCCAGACGAUCAUUAAUUCAGUAUUAUAAUAAAAAUAAAUAAAAGUAUUUGGCUAAUUUUACGAUAUUGUUUUUGAUCUUUAAUAAAUAUUUUUAAUUUUUUUUUUGUAAUAAUGCAAUAUGUAACUUUUUUUUUUAAUAGAAUAUAUCACUAUAUGUUAUGGGCAAAUUAAUUAUCGAAAAUUCAUUGGUUCAAUAGUUGCCUAAUAUUUGUUUUGCCUACUUUUUGCUUUUUGUCAUUAGUAAGUCAAAAUAAAAAGAAUGUUCCAUUUAAACAUCCAAAACCGACGUAGGUACUGAGAAACGUGAUUACUCUAAAAUUUCUCUUAAACACUAACAACUUUUGUUUUUAAAAUUUACGUAAUGAGCAACCCUAGCCAAUUUCAGGGAUUCCAAAAACUUUUUUUUUUAUAUUUAUAAUUAUAUUGUCAUUAUUUACAUUUAUAAUUAUUUUUCAAAACAGGUGACCUCACCGCCUAGAAUGAAUCAGUUGAUUAAAACGCUAAAUUGAGUUAAACCGCAACGCCCCAAUCAGAACGCGUUAGAUGUUUGACCGUGAUCCAAUGUUGCCGGCCAUUAUUUGGUUAGUUUCCAUUAUGCUCUGUUGUUGAGAUGGGAGGAGGGAGUAUAUACGUCAUAAGUAUACCGAAAACCAACCGGAUACUUGUCGAUGAAUGGCAACAUUGGAUUACACAUCUAACGCCUUCCUUUCGACAUACGGAAGCGAAUUUUCACAUGCUAUUUGGGACGCCGUCCAUUUCGAGAUAACCGUUUGGCAAAAUAACGGUAAUCUCCCAGUUUACUUAUUUAGUGGUUGGCUAGAUUUUAGCUAUGGUCGUCGAAUGAUGUGCAGGUGCAAAGCGCUGCCAACAACAAUUUUUAAAUAACAUUUUUUUAUUUCAAAAAUCUCCCCAUCAGGUUGCUAAAAGGGCGGCUGCAAAAAGUCCCGAGUUUUUCUGGUAAUUUAAAGGGGGUUAUAGGGAUUUCUAAUCAAGCGAUACGCCACCUAGCGGUCAAAUGUCAAACCAUUCGAUAGUACGUCGAGGAGGUUCAACGUCGCCAGUAACGAUUUCAUCGUAAACAACUAGUGAGGUUACGUUUCGAAAUUACACAAUUUUCAAAUGCAACAAAUACGGACGAACGAGAAUCGCGCUACGUCGUUAAACAUUUCAAAUGUCGAUGUGUGUACAUAUACAUAUGUGUCCGGCGCACAAAAAAAACUCGAUCGAUAUCGCGGUGUAGAUUCGAACCAAUCGGAUUACGACAUGUAUGGUAUAGUAGAACCAGCGAUCUAUCAAACUCAAUAUAAUUCUACGUCGAUAGAAUCCAGUGACACAUUGUCAACCCGUUAAAUGUCAACUCUAAGGUCGGCAAAUACGAGUCGAGGAACUAUAUUUGACGCGUUCGAUAGAUCGGUGAUCGUGCUAUACUUGGAUGUUUUUGUGCACAUUCUCGUCGAUGCAACACGCACAGAGAGGACCGUAACGUCAGCCAUAUUGUACUUAAGAGAAAUAUAUCAAAGCUAUCCGAGCGGUAUGUCUGUUGUACAGUACGAAUAGUAUUAUUUACAUUCUAGUCAAAGAACCAGGUGAAAAUUAUUUAAUAGGUGUGACGUCCU